AAAACCUGGAAGUAUUGGACGACCUUUUCAUCCUAUUAUAAGACUCUUCAGCAGAUUAUUCAUGGUGAUCUAUCUACAAUUUACUCAUAAUCUCAACUAUAAAUGAAUCACUUAAUUUGUUAAAAAAAAUAAACAAUUCAUGUUACAUCAAAUAUAAUAUAUAUUUAAUCACCAUUUUAAUAAAUAUCAUUCAAUCUCUUUUUUGUAUUUAUUCUCAAAUUUUAUUGGUUCAUUCAAUGAACAACCAAUCAGAUUUCAAUUCGAUAAAAAAAGAAAAAGUCAAAUAAAUAAACAUAAUAUUUCUGCAUACUUAAAUAAAUAAUUAACAAUUUAAUAAAAAAGAUUACUUCUAAUAAAUUACUAUAAAUUAAUAAUUAAAUAAAAUAAAUGAAUUAAAUUAUCUUAUAAUUAUGAAAUAAUUAAAUAAAUAAUUAAUUCAAUUCUAUUUUAAAAAAAAAAACAAAAAUAUUCAAUGAACGAUAAUAUUCAAUUCAAUUUAAAUUCUAUUGAAUUAAUCAAUAAUCAAACAUGUUUCUUAUCAUUAAAAACAUUUUAUGAUUUACCAUCAACAUAUCAAAUAAAUAAUAUACAAAUAAAUACUAAUUCAAUGAUACAAUCAUUACAUUAUUAUUAUUAUUAUCAUUAUUAUUAUUAUGAUUUAUUUCAAUGGAAUAUAAUUAUACCAAUAAUAAUUGUAAUUUUAACAAUUAUUGGUAAUUCAUUAGCAUGUUUUAUAGCAUUUAAUGAUAGACAUUUAAGGCAUAAAUCAAAUAUAUUUUUUAUAUCAUUAUCUAUUACUAAUAUUAUAUAUUCAAGUACAAUUAUGUUAUUUAAUAUAAUUUAUAAUCUUAUUAAUCCAUUAUAUUUUAAUGAUAUAAUAAUUAAAUUAUUUUUUUCAUUAGAUAAAUUAUUUUGUACAGUAACUAUAUUACAUUUAGUUAUAAUGGCAUUUGAUCGUUUUAUAUAUAUUAAAUCACCAUUAAAAUAUUCACGUUGUAUUAAAUUAAAAUAUUUAUUAUUUAUAUUAAUUAGUAUAUGGUUUUUAUCAUUUUUAAUAACAAUUAUACCAAUUCAAUUAAAUUGGAAUAAUAUCAAUUAUAAGCAAUGUAUAACAACUAAUAAUGAUAAUAAUAAUAAUAAUAAUGUAAUAAAUACAUAUUUUACAAAUAAAAAUUGUACAAUUGAAUCAUCAAUUAAAGAAAUUCCAUUCAAACAAAUAAAUUUAUUAUCAAUAUAUAAAAUACAAAAAAAUUUUAUAUGUCUACAUAAAGUAAAUAUAUUUUAUACUAUAACUAAUACAAUAUUUAGUUUUAUUAUACCAUUAUUAAUAAUGAUUAUAAUAUAUACAUAUUUAUUUUUAUUAACAAAACAACAUAUUAAUCGAUUAAAAAUAUUUUCAAAUUUUAAAAAUUAUUCAAAUAAUUUAAAAUUAAAUAAAAAGUUUAAUAAUCAUAAUAAUCAUAAUUCAUCAAAUUUUUUAAAAAAAUGUAAAACAUUUUUAAAUUUAAAUCAUAUUGAUUUAAAUUAUCCUGUAAAUAAAUCAAUAACAAUAUCAAUGGAUACAUUGAAAAUUCCAACAAAUUUAAAUAAUACACAAAUAAAUUAUUCAUUACGUUUAAUUAAUAUAACAAGUAAAAAUGAUUAUAUAACAAAUACAAUUAAUAAAUCAUUACAAUUAACAAAUCAUUCAUAUACAACAAUAGAUCAAUCAAUCAAUACACGACGUAAACAUAGUUUACCAUUAUAUACUAUAUCAAGAAAUUCAUCAUUGAAUACAUAUAAUAAUAUUAAUAUUAAUAAUAAUAAUAAUAAUGACAUUAAUAUAACACGUCCACAAAUAUUAAUGAAUUAUCCAGAAAAACAAAUAUAUAAUGCACAUAAAGCAGCAAUUACAUUAGGUGUAAUAUUAGGCUCAUUUACAAUAUGUUGGUUACCAUAUUUUACAAUUAAUUGUAUAGCAUCAUUUUGUGAUUGUAUUCCAAAAGAAGCUAUUUUUGCUGCAACAUGGCUUGGUUAUUUCAAUGCCUGUCUAAAUUCACUGGUAUAUUCACUAUUAAAUAAUAAUUUUCGUAUGUCCUGUGCAAAACUAUUAUGUGCUUGGCAUUACAAUCGUGAAAGACGUCAACAGUAUGGAUUAAAUCAAUUGAAACAUUUCGGUGAUACUCCGAUUCAAUUAGCACUUGGUCGUGUUCCAUGGAAUAAAUUAUGAAUAUAUUUGAACUGUAGUAAUAUAAUCUUCUUAGUAUAUAGUCAUGAUGAAACAUAUACUUAUUAUCUCACACGAUAUAAUUUCAUCAGUUUUGUGUUUUAACAAUAAACUCAACGAAAAAAUUUAUAUCAUGAAUAUAUUCCUAAAAUGAUAUAACAAUAUGAGUUCAUAUUUUGUUUUUUUUUUCUUCUCUACUCAUGCCUGUUUAGAUUACAUAACUGUACAUAUCAAACUCUUAAAAGCAAUAAUAAAAGUACUUUACAUCGAA
Molecule: messenger RNA, 2477 nt
Organism: Schistosoma spindalis
Lineage: Eukaryota; Metazoa; Platyhelminthes; Trematoda; Strigeidida; Schistosomatidae
Source: the annotation of a GenBank genome assembly